This is a messenger RNA of Rotaria sp. Silwood2, 1182 nucleotides long. The record is from the annotation of a GenBank genome assembly. NCBI's taxonomy places the organism in Eukaryota, Metazoa, Rotifera, Eurotatoria, Philodinida, Philodinidae.
AUGCCUACGAAACCAAGUCAAAAAAUUCAAGGUCCAAGUCUUUAUAAAUCGUUUGUUGAAGCGUAUAUGAAAGCUCGACCUGAUGAAAAACGAAGUGUAAAACAUCAUAAUGCUCAAGUUGAAUGGAAUGAAAUAAGAUGGAAUGAAGAAUAUGUUAAAGAAAAAAUCGAAGAAUAUUUAGAAACAUAUAAUGAACUUAUUGCAUCUUCUAAUCAAGGUCUUGAACAUCAACCAUCAUCUAUUUCUUCAAACCAACCAAAUGCUAAUCGUAAUCGGCGAGUAAAAAGAAACAAACUAGAUCAAUCAAAUGAAACAACAAAUCAAGAUAAUAAUGAAAAUAAAAAUGAUGACGAACAAUCGAAUGGUUCCGAUGAUGUUGAUGAUGACGAAGAUGAUCAAGAUGAUGAUGAGGACGAUGAUGAAAAUCAAGAAAAAAAGAAAAAGAAAAAAAAGAAAAAAAAUUAUAAUAUUAAAAAACGUAAACUAGGUCAUGAAGAAUCGAUUGAAGAUCCACGAGCAUUAUCAUCUGUAGGUAAUGUUCUGUUUGAACCAUUACCUAAAGAUAAAAGACAACCGGCACAAGAACGAGCCUAUAAAGAAUUAAGUGCAAUUAAUGACCGAAUUGCUUCAUUAAUACAGGUUAAACAAAUGGGUUUAUUAACAGCAGAAAAUAGAAAACAAUUAAGACAAUUAAUGAAAGAGAGAAAAACAAAAACUUAUGCAAUAAGACGUCUUCAAUCGAGACAAAGAGCUUCAACUCGAUAUAGAACUAAACGAAGAAAAAUUGUUGAACAUUUAUUUGAAACAAAACCUGAACUACAUCCACAAUUAAAAAAAAUUUAUCGUCCUGGUGGUGGUCGACCACGAAUUGAAGAACAAUGUCCUGAUUUAUUACAAAUAAUUGAAGAAAUUGCAAAAGUUGGUGGAGCAAGUGAUGAUCGAAGACGAUCAGAAACUAUUCGACCUUGUUUAACAUUAGAUGAUUUAAGAGAAAAAAUUAGACAAAGAGGUUAUGAUAUUAAAAGAACAACACUUUAUUAUCGGCUCCUACCUCAUCGUGCAUCAUCAAGAGAUGGUCGUCGUCAUAUUAAUACUGCUCCAGUUCGUCUUCGUCGUGCUCAAAAUGAUGAUCAUGGAAAACAUGAAGAUGGUCAUUUUGCUACAGCAACAAUACAUUANUGA